GGAUCACUUCGUCAUCCUUUGACUCAAUGCACUGUCCAAGGCUCAGAGUUUCAGCUGGAAGGAGAUUAUUUGAUAGGUGGACUUUUUGAUAUUCAUCAUGUCAGUGCCCCUGUUUAUCACGGCAGACCAGAAACCACUGAAUGCUCGAGUCAACACUUCCUUCUGCCAAAUUAUCGGAGGUUUCAGUUGAUGAGAUUCUCUGUAGAGGAAAUCAAUAACUCAACAAACUUACUACCAAAAAUUUCCCUUGGCUUUGAGAUAUUUGAUCACUGCUCCGAUACACAGAAUUAUCCAGGAAUUUUCAACCUCAUUUCAGUCAAUGGAUUGAUCCAACCAUGGAAUGAGCCACAAAAGCAACAAACAAAUAAUACUGAUGUAUCCAAAGUGAUAGCAGUGGUCGGUCCUUUUACAAGCACUCAGGCCCUGACUAUUGCCCCACUAUUCAUGACGGAUCUCAUUCCAAUGGUCAGUUAUGGAUCUUCUAGUUCUUUCUUUUCACGAAAAGCAAAAUUCCCCUCUUUCCUACGAACAGUGCAUCCCAAUAAAGAUGUCAUAGAAGUGAUUGUUAGUAUGAUGGUGCACUUCCACUGGCGCUGGGUUGCUUUUCUUCACAGUGACAAUGAUUUUGGCAAUGAUGGACUGGAAAUGUUCACCAGAAGGAUCAAGGAUACAGAGAUCUGUCUGCCGUAUACCACAGGUCUCGGCUACAGUACAAAUUACCCACAGAUAUUCAAACACAUAGAGGCACUGAGGAUCAACGUCAUCAUUGUUUUUGCUCCUAAAAUUAAUGCCGAAGCUCUCAUUAUGUCAGCGAUACAAUUAAAUGUGACACAAAAAGUGUGGAUAGCAGACGAUGGGUGGUCCUUAAACAAGAGGCUCCCCAAGGAGAAAGGAAUAGAAAAUAUUGGAACUGUACUUGGGGUGUCUCAACCAGUAGUAUCAAUACCUGGAUUCAGUGAUUUUAUCUAUUCUGCAAGAAGCCAGACUCACUGUAAAAAUGCAGAAAAAAAUACAUUUUGUAAUCAGUUUUUCAACUGUAGUAUUCUUAGUGCAGAAGAAAUCCUUGCUGGUGACCCAUCCUUCUCCUUUUCUGUGUAUUCUGCUGUACAUGCAAUUGCUCAUGCCUUACAUAAUACCUUGCAAUGUGGAGCUGACCACUGUAAUAGAAACAUUACAGUAUACCCUUAUAUGGUUCUGGCAGAGAUGAAGAAGUCAAACUUCACACUCUUAAACCAAAGUAUUAAGUUUGAUGAGAAUGGGGACCCGAAGUAUGGACCCUUUUCUAUAGUUUUUUGGAAUAACAGUGGUGAUGCAGAGGAAAUCGGUUUUUAUCAUUUUCACCCAUCUGUGAAUUUCUUCAUUAACAACACCAAAAUUAAGUGGGGCAAAAAUGGAGAGGUGCCUUCUUCAUUCUGCACCCCAGAGUGUCCUAAAGGUCAUGCAAGAAAACAAAAUGGAAUCCACAAAUGUUGCUUCACUUGUGAAAUCUGUCCAAAUGGAACUUUCAUAAACACCACAGAUCCCUAUAAUUGCAUGAACUGUAAAGACACAGAAUGGUCUACAGAAGGAAGUACAUCAUGCAAUCUGCGGUCAGUGGAGUACAUUCCAUUCACAGACAUCGGUGCUAUACUGAUCAUAGCCGGAUCCUGGGCCUUGGUGGUUCUUUCAAUUGCCAUGUCUGUUCUCUUUGCCAUCAACUACAACACCCCUGUAGUCAGAUCUGCUGGUGGACCAAUGUGCUUCCUCAUUUUAGGCUGCCUCAGUCUGUGUAGUCUAAGUGUGUUCUUUUACUUUGGCAAGCCAACAACUUCCUCUUGUAUUUUAAGGUCGUUGCCAUUUAUUUUGUUUUACACGGUUUGUUUGGCAUGUUUUGUUGUGCGCUCUUUUCAAAUUGUUUGCAUUUUCAAAAUGGCCGCCAAGUUCCCAAAGCUCUACAGUUGGUGGAUGAAAUAUCAAGGACAAUGGCUGAUUAUCACAGUAGCUUUUGUUACGCAGGCAUUCUUACUUGGCAUUGCCCAUUUGUCUGCCCCCCCAAAGCCCUAUAAUGAAACAGUUUGGUCCCAAGAAAAAAUUAUACUUAGUUGUGACACUAAAUUUGAAGCAUUCUCUGGUUCUGCAUUUGUACUUGUAUUUUUGUGCUUUCUUUGCUUCAUUUUCUCCUACAUGGGAAAAAACCUCCCAAAAAACUACAAUGAGGCAAAAUCGAUAACCUUCUGUCUGCUCCUGUUAAUCCUCACCUGGAUUAUUUUUGCUACUGUACAAGUGCUUUACAAAGGAAAGUACAUCCAAACUCUUAACGCCCUGGCAGUACUCUCUAGUCUCUAUUCCUUUCUGUUGUGGUAUUUCUUCCCUAAAUGUUACAUCAUGAUGUUUCAACCACACAAAAACACGCAGCAAUACUUCCAAGGUCUCAUUCAGAAUUACACCAAAACAAUUAGCCAGUAG
Messenger RNA from Labrus bergylta (ballan wrasse), 2445 nucleotides. NCBI's taxonomy places the organism in Eukaryota, Metazoa, Chordata, Actinopteri, Labriformes, Labridae. The record is from RefSeq and is a predicted model, not a curated record.